Messenger RNA from Lethenteron reissneri (Far Eastern brook lamprey), 3872 nucleotides. Its product is annotated as lipopolysaccharide-induced tumor necrosis factor-alpha factor homolog. The record is from RefSeq and is a predicted model, not a curated record. NCBI's taxonomy places the organism in Eukaryota, Metazoa, Chordata, Hyperoartia, Petromyzontiformes, Petromyzontidae. Gene Ontology annotation, molecular function: zinc ion binding. Gene Ontology annotation, cellular component: nucleus; cytoplasmic side of lysosomal membrane; cytoplasmic side of late endosome membrane.
CUCAAUCACGAAUGCGACCCCCCAGGUGGCCAAUCACAGCGCGAUGAGCGCGUCCCAUCGGCUUGGAUAUAAACCCCCCCUCCCCAGAUGCCGCUCGGUUCCAAUCGGGCGCAGCUGCAAAAACCUCCGAGGCGAGACUGCACCACCAGCACCUAGCCUGCCUAAGACGGACACCGCAUCCUCGCCAUGCAGAUGAACGUGAACAACUACACCGCCCCACCGCAAGCCAUUCCCGCCGCACCGCAACCCGUGGCUUUCUUUCCUGCCCCGCCACAGCAGCUGCCCGGCUAUGGGUAUGCGCCACAGCAACAGCCCACAGCGCCUCCUGCCAACGACGGACAUAACGUCAUCGUCAUCAACAACCAGCCGGCACCUGCGCCGGCACCAGCGCAGUCACCGGCCGUGGCGCAGCAGGCCAUCGGGCCCGCGUCCAGAGGCGCGGCCAUCGUGAACCCGUGCCUCAACACGGAUGAACCGGCCAACACCGUGUGCCCGUCCUGCCAGCAGCGCGUGCAGACGCUGACGCGCGGCGUCAACGGGACCAUCACCUGGGUUGUGGCCUGCUCGCUGUUCUUUCUCGGCUGCUGGCCGUUCUGCAUCAUCCCCCUGUUCUGCAAAAAGUGCCAGGACAUCGAGCACACCUGCCCGUCCUGUCAAGGUCACAUCUUCACCUACAAGAAAAUGUGAGCACGUGGCACCCUGCCACGUGCGCGCGCGCGUGUGUGGGUUCGUCCGUCCGAUCAUCAUCUAAAGCACACGGCGCCUGUGGACCACGUCUGUGGUCUGUCUGGAAAGCGCCGACUUUGACAGGACCACAGCCACUCAAUUAACUAGCUCCGCCCAUGACCCAGAGAGCCCCACCCACUAGUCAAGUAACCCCGCCCACUACUUAGCUAGCCCCGCCUACUGCUGAAAGGCAACAGACUCGGAGUCUAUAUAUAUUUUGUAUUCUCCGCAGGGAAUUGAGUCUUUGCUCCACUAUAAGUCUCCUGGCACUACUCUCCCAUUGACAUUUCGUUGCUUCCUCUUAGUACCUUUCACGCGACGGUCAAUGGUAUAGUGUAUAGCAGAUUGUAUAACAAUAAAUAGUAUAAACGUGUAAUGUUUAAUAUAAUGUAUAAGGUAAGAUAUAGUAUCGUAAUUGUAUAGUGAAUAUACAGCCGUGUGGUAUACAGUAGGGUGGGUAGAAAAAUACAUAGUGUGAUUUACAAUGUAUAGUCUAAGGUAUAGGGUGGUGUAUAGUAAUGCAGUAUAUAAUUUAAUGUUGGGUUUGUCUAUGGCAGUAUAUAGUACGGGGUAGAUCUGUGUGAUGUAAGGAAAAAGUUUAGCUGGAGGCAUAUUAUAUUUUUUGCGACAUAGAAUUGUAAUGUAUGACUUACUGUUAGUAGCUCAGCUUAUUGGAGAGUAUAUUUAGUAUAUUGAUGAUAUUGAUGUAGUUUAUAUACAUAUAUUUUUAACGUGGUGAUUUGGCUGCCGCAGCUCCUUAUUGUUAAAAUUCCUUCCCUUUAUUACUGGUAACCCUACCUCCUCCCUUUGUUGCUGCUAAUCCUACAGAAUGCACGGGUAUAAUAUGACUUUGAGACCCCCCCCCCCCUCCUCCGCAUUCCACAAGUAGUGACUAAUCCCAUAUCUGCAUUACCAUGAAUAUGCAAAAUUCCUCUGUUGAUUUGCAAAUUUCUUUGUCAAGACGCCCUUCCUCCCCUAACCCAGCUUAAAUAUACGCUGCCAAGCUUGGUGGUGUUCAUUCAGACGCUGUCUUUCCGACAGACCUGUUCUUCACCUGGGGACGGCUGCUUGCGUUGUGGCCAAAACGUCGUGAGAAUUGUAUUUUAUUAUGUUUUAUUUUUAUUAUUGUAUUAUUUCCCUUCUACGUGACUUUACCGAAAGAACCAAGAAGAUGAAUCCCUGCAGUCACGAAAGCUUUAAAUCGAAAUUUAGACUCGGACACGCGAUGAAGUUCACCGAUCAUUGAUCAGCCCCGUAUAUAUGUUAGAAAGUAGGUGUGGCUUUGCCCUUAGCGGCGUGUCUCUGCCCAUAUCUGUUCUUGUGAAGCCCGAAUCUAGGUGGCCAUUUAUUACUAUAUAAUGAGCCAAGAAUGUCUGUGUGUCCCGCGCGUGACGUCACUCCACGUCGACCAGCCCCCCUCAUUAAUAAUCAUGAACAGGUGACGUCCUCCAAAUGGAAGGGGGGAAGCGCCUCCUCCCCCCCUCCUCAGCAUCAACUUAUAACCCCCACUACAAAGGCAGAACCCUCACGUCACGCGAUCUCCGUAACACUAUUGAGACAUAGAAGUAAAAAGGACGUCUUGAUGAACAAGGGAUUAUAACCUUCAAAUGAAAUAGGUCUGUGUAACCACGCUCUGACAAAUUGCACACGCAUGGAUGCAAGGAAUAUAUCACGUCGCGGCCUGCUUUUCGCUUGCAAGUUUCAGAUUUACUGCAAUACACCCCCGUCCUUGGACGGGCAAAAGGCUCGUUACUACUAUAGUCAGCCAAUAAUGUCUGUUUGUGUGUAACGCGCGUGACGUCACUCCACAUGCCGACACCCCCUCAUUAAUAUUCAUGAGCAGGUGGAUUUUUACACUCACGCAGAAGGUCGAGCAGAAAUAUUUUUUUUUGCAAAUUCGCUUUAAUUUUGACGUUUCUCAAUUGAAAGUGAAUCUAAUAAAUAAUUAUACGCAGCAACAAAGUGGAUUUGGUGUCUUUAUUUAUUUCUUCAGCACUUGAGACAAAUGGUAAGUCUAAUUUAUGCUUCUACAUUAUGCUAAAAUAGACAUUUCUCGGUGAUUUUCCAGAUAUUGUAUCGAAUUCCAAUUUAUUUCCACCCCAGCGACCGAAAGCAGAAGAGAAUAAAAUAUCAUAGCAGUGAAUUUGAACAAAUUGAAGGGCAGUUAUAUACAGUUCUACAGUGACAUGAAGUGAGGUGUUUGAUGACUUCGUUUGGUGCCAGAUUCACUGCCAUUAAUACAGUGCUACAGUGAACUGCAGUGAAGUGUUUGAUGACGUUGUUUUGUGCCAGAUUCACUGCCAUUAAAUAUACACAAGAUACAAUUAUACUUAAAUGUUACGGCUUCCGGCCUAAGACGGGCAAACAAGCUCGUUGUACAAAGCUGUCAACCCAUACGGUUGACCCGUAUUCUUGUGCCGGGAAAUUGAGUUUUCAGGUCCAUACGGCGACCAAAUUAGUUUUUGUGUUAAUUUGUUUGUGUUUCUCGCUUGUGAUGGGACUUUUUAGGAUGAACGUUGACAUUUAUAAGGGGCAUUGGGUGACCAAUAAGGUCUGAAUUGGUCUCUAAUAAGGUAGGGCACUGACAAGGGGUUGACGGAUAUUAUUUUAUCAAUUCGAAAGCCAUGCUAGAGUGUCGAUUUGUGAAGGGCUAAUCACUGCGUCCAUUCUUUGGCAAGCGAUCUAUGGAUCGAGUUAUCCUAUUGGUUAGUAUAGCGUCAUAUGAAACGCCCCCCUGUUAUUGAUUGGCUAAUAUCUGCAUGGGGGCAGCGGGUGCCUUGCUCCCCUCUGGUGACCAAAGCUACGAGUUGGGCCCUCCUUGACAAGCACCAUAACAGAGUAAAAAAAGAACUAAAGCUUAUUUAAAACGCGGUGUGAUUUUUUUUUAUUUACCAUGAAAAUACGUUCAUUUACGUUCCACGUUUUAUCUUAAUCGGAGCGGUAACUUUUGGCUUCCGCAAAGUGGGGGCAAAUCGCAACAAUCGGGGCCCCACCUGACCCAUUGCCGCACCCACUGAGCUGACAAUGUCGUUACCCUGCCACUGAUGAUCGGUGGUGAUUCGUCGGUACUCCGUGAUUUUUUUUUAUUACACGCUUUUAUUUAGCUCAUUCCGUCUGUUGUCGUAUCCUCAAAAUAUCUUGUAACU